AUGUCAGUGUUAACAUUAGAAACAUUACCAUUCGAAUUAUAUUUUCAUAUAUUUCAAUAUUUAUUACCACACGAAAUACUACAAACAUUUUUAAAUAUAAAUUCACAUUUUAAUUCAGUUAUUAAUCUCUGUUGUUGUAAACGUAUUAGUGUUGUUGAUGUUUCAAAAGUAUAUUUUCAAUAUUAUUAUCGUCAUAUUAUUCUAAAACUUAAAAAAGAGAAUAUUAUUGCAUUACACUUAUCUUAUAGUGCUUCUGCUGAUGAAUUGGAUUAUAUGCAAUAG
This is a messenger RNA of Didymodactylos carnosus, 282 nucleotides long. NCBI's taxonomy places the organism in Eukaryota, Metazoa, Rotifera, Eurotatoria, Philodinida, Philodinidae. The record is from the annotation of a GenBank genome assembly.